Molecule: messenger RNA, 354 nt
Organism: Solanum stenotomum
Lineage: Eukaryota; Viridiplantae; Streptophyta; Magnoliopsida; Solanales; Solanaceae
Product: chalcone synthase A-like
Exons: 1
Coding region: 1-354 (117 amino acids)
Biological process (GO): polyketide biosynthetic process
Molecular function (GO): acyltransferase activity, transferring groups other than amino-acyl groups
Source: RefSeq, a predicted model, not a curated record
AUGCUAAUCUCAAAAAAUAUUGAGAGGAUUUUAGUGGAAGCAUUCAAACCUCUUGAAAUUUCUGAUUGGAACUCCAUUUUUUGGGUAUCUCAUCCAGGUGGACCUACAAUUUUGGAUCAAAUUGAAUUAAAGUUGGGCCUAAAGCCUGAAAAACUCAAAGCAACACGAAAUGUAUUGAGUGAUUAUGGGAACAUGGUUAGUGCUUGUGUUUUGUUUGUUUUGGAUGAGAUGAGGAAAACCUCUAUCAAGGCAGGAUUGGGUACUACAGGUGAAGGCCUUGAAUGGGGUGUGCUUUUUGGGUUUGGGCCUGGCCUAACUAUUGAGGCACUUGUCCUCCGUAGUGUUUCUAUUUAG